Messenger RNA from Scomber scombrus (Atlantic mackerel), 7272 nucleotides. RefSeq names its product fibroblast growth factor receptor substrate 3 (gene frs3). The record is from RefSeq and is a predicted model, not a curated record. Bases 413 to 2266 code for a protein of 617 amino acids. Gene Ontology annotation, cellular component: cytoplasm. The transcript has 6 exons. Gene Ontology annotation, biological process: cell surface receptor protein tyrosine kinase signaling pathway. NCBI's taxonomy places the organism in Eukaryota, Metazoa, Chordata, Actinopteri, Scombriformes, Scombridae.
UGUGUGUGUGUGUGUGUGUGUACUCCAGUCAGAUGUGGAGGCCCAGGUUAGAGCACACACAUAAUGCGGUGGUGUUGAUCUGAAAGCUGUUUGUAAAGCCUGUGUGAGGAUUGACAGGGAGCACAAACACAACAGAAAUCACCACAGGGUGAGCAUGAUGCAGAUGGGGGAGAACAUCAGGCUUCACUCGAAGAUGUCAGCCCAACAAACUAACUGGCUUGUGACCACGAUGCCAGGUAGAAGAUCCUGGGAUUGAGAAGUAAAUUUACACUGAUGGCCUGGACUGAGUAAGACGUUUUUGUGUUCAUGUUCUCUGUAUCGGACGCUUCUGUGCUGUUUUAUUAAUUUUUUUCGGCCAUGGUUGAUGAUGUUUUCUUCCUGAACAACAGGUUUCAGCUGGCCUGCUGAAGCUAUGGGGAGCUGUUGGAGUUGUCUGUACAGAGACCCCAUCCGAGACAACCAUCUCACCAAAUUUAAGGUCAUCAAUGUGGACGAUGAGGGCAACGAGCUGGGCUCUGGGAUCAUGGAGCUCACCCAGACCGAACUCAUUCUUCACACACGCAAGAGAGACGCCAUCCGGUGGCCGUAUCUCUGCCUGCGACGCUACGGCUAUGACUCCAACCUGUUUUCUUUCGAGAGCGGUCGCCGCUGUCAGACUGGGCAGGGAAUCUUUGCAUUCAAGUGUUCACGGGCAGAGGAGAUCUUCAAUCUGCUCCAGGAGCUGAUGCAAUGUAACAGCAUCAACGUGGUGGAAGAGUCGAUGAUGAUGACUCGCAGUGGUCACACACCAGAGAUGGAAAUGUCUCGCACACCCCAGACUCCCAACACUCCAGCGUUCCCUGUCCAGGCUUUUCCCAAUGGAUACCCUGGUUAUCCAAUCAGAGGUGAUUCCUCUCAACCCUCUCUUGCUGAUGAUCAUGGUCAUAGCCUAAUGGGUUUGGAAGACCAGACCCACACCUAUGUAAACACUGUUAGUAUGGAGGGGGAUCUCUCUAUGCGUCACUGUGUGCACUCCCUACCUGAGGUGCGGCCCAGCACUUUCCCUGAGACAACACGGGGAUCUAUGCCCGUCGGGGGCCAAGGAAACACGCAGUCCAACCUGCGGUGCUGUCCCCUGGAGGAGCAUAAAGAUCCUCAGGUGUUCUUACAGCCGUCCUCGCAGGAGGUCAAAUUCAUGCUGGGCCCCACUCCAGCACAGCGCCAUCUCCUGGAGAGGGAGAGAGAGAGGGAGAGGCAUGGGCACAAUCCUCACAGCAUUCAGCCAGUAGAGGGCGCAACAGGCUCAGAGACGGAAGGAGACGAGCCCUCUAUGCAUGUGUGCAACUCUCACUCCUAUCAUCAUUUCCAUCACCAUGCACACCGCCACCCAGGCCACGAGCACCCGGAUGGCUGCCAGAGUGGCGAGCUCACUUAUGAGAACAUCAACGGCCUGAGGAGCGGCCGGAAGCAGCGGCUGAGUCCCAGCAGCGUGUCGCAGUCUGUGGGGUCGAGCAGCAGCAGCAGCACUGGGGACAGUCACUCACACUCUCUCCUGCACCCACACGCCCAUGGCCCAUCGUCUCUACCUCCGCAGGGCUACGCCUGUGAGAGGGGCAUGGGCGGAGGUCACCGUCGGACAGCUCUGCUCAACUACGAGAACCUGCCGUCUCUGCCCCCCGUGUGGGAGUACAGCGCUCUGCAGCGGGACGACGAGCAGGAAGAUGAGGAUGAUGAACAGGAUGAGGAUGAAUAUGAAGAAGAGGAGGAAGAUUUUGAUGAAUAUGAGUUCUCAGAAGGCCCUGGGACACCCAAUGGGUACCACCAGGAUGGUCGGGGCAUCCACAGAGAUGCCCUGCAGAACUAUGUCAACACAGAGCAGGUCCAGCCGCCUCGGCUCCGACACACCUGCCCCCCACAUCCGCGGCCAUGUCAGCCAGACAGAGGGGGCCGAAUAUUUAGCUUUGAUUUCCGCAGACGAUCGAGGUCAGGAGUUGGAGGCUGUGAGCAUGGCCACAUGCCUCCAUCACGGCAGCUGAACUACAUCCAGGUGGACCUAGAGGGAGAACCUCCCUGCCAAGCCCUCAGCGGCGGGGGUGCCCAGAACCAGCCACAGCACCAGCGCCUACCACCCAAAAAAUGUGGCCAGCAGGCACCCCGGCGCAGUGAAUGCUACGCAGUUAUUGACCUAAAGAAGACCGCUGCCAUGUCCAACCUGCAGAAAGCUCUGCCCAGGGAUGAUGGGACUUCCAGAAAGACUCGCCACAACAGCACAGACCUGCCUCUGUAAACGGUGUUCAAACUGAAGAGGAAAGAUGAAGACAGAUGAAGGCUUAUCCUCAUCUUAGCACACUGGACCCUUCACUGUCAUCCAUCCAUUCAACUGUCGGGCUGUCUAAUACAGUACAGGUACCUAAUUAGAAACUUACUGAAACCUAUCUGUGCAUAUAAAAGGAAAAUCUCUGAGGAGAAUUUGCCAUUUUAUUCUGUGUUAUUUAUUAGAUAUGUGGUGUGAAGCUCUCUCAAGAAGCCUGCGGUUUCAACUGCAAAUACUGUUUGCUGGAUAUAUGGAUAUAUUUAUAAGCAUAAAAUCAUGUCCAUAUGAUUUUAUGUUUAGCUUAGAGCAGAGACCUCUGUUUUCAGUGGAAGCAGUCAUUGCCAUACUGUAUUAGAACAUUUUGAUUGUUAAACCCAUCUCCACCUACAAAUCUUAUUGUUCCCAUCUUUAACUUAACUACACCCAUUUGUUUUUUGUUUUUGGUUUAAAUUUGAUUUAAUAUGAGAAUCAAGAACCCUCGUUACAGAAGGUGAAGAGACUAGUUGUUGGCAUGAAAGAUGGUUAAUGGUUCCUUUAAGAUACUGGCCAAUAUUCAUACCUCAUCACAAGCACCGAAGUCUAAUAUUGUGGCUGGUAGAAGAGACCAUUAUUUGUUAAUAUAUGCCUAAAGAGCAUUUUGCACACAAUCCUAUGGAAUUGUAUUUAUCAUGUUUUAGAAAUAGUUUUGUCCAAUCUGAGUUUUCACAUUGACAAAUGAAAUGAAAUGAACAGAUGGGGAUAUUUUGAGAAUUAGACUAAACCGAAGGGGAAAGUAGCACACAUGGUUUAAAUGAGCUUCGGCUCUCUCCUAUCCACAUGCAGCAAUUAAAAAAGAAAAAGAAAAAAAAAAGUAGCAUAUCAUCCUCGUUCACGCCCCUUGUGUAUCAUCCUGCAGGGGGUCCACAUGGUUUACGCUUGUCACAUUGCACUUUUGACCCCAGGCCUCUGAAACUCUUGUCUCUACCCAAAUUAAACUAGAGCCACAAGGUUCAACUGUCUCCUUUUACCCAAAGCAGGGGGCCAAAAAUUUCAUGGACAUUCUUUGUCUGGAUAAUAGAUUUAUUUAAAUGUUUUGAUGGAGACAUUGAUAACCUCAGAAAGUGGCAUUAAGCUAUAACCUCACAUGAAAUGUGCUGAUUCUAUCAUUUGUCAGGUGUGAAUGGUCUGUUUUUUAAGGGUAAUCAAGUAUUUCGCAAAGUCGUGCAGUGAAGAUUUUUGUGAGGCUAUUAUUUAUCAACCUUUUUAGUUAGAUAUUUAUUUUAUUAUUUAUUUUUUCUUUCUUUUUUUGUAUUAAUUUUGUUUUCCAUGUGAUGACCUGCAUUUUGUAAUCCAGUUGGUAAUAUGGAGACCAAAGUUUCACCUCAAAUUAUCACUGGAUACUGGUGUAUUACUGUUAUAACUGUGCUUAAUUAUAUUUAAAGAAAAAAAGAAAGACUGUAUUUAUAUUUUAAGUGCCAAAACUUAAUUGCAAACUGUAUAAUGAAUAAAAUCAAAUGUGCCAUUAGGAUUUGUAGACAACAAAUACGACAGAAAGGCAUCAGGUCAUAACACAGCAAGGGCGGCGGUCGGGAGACAAACUUUUAAAAAAAAAAAGAAAAAAAAGAAGAAGAAGUAGAAAUUAAAACGACAAAAAAAACCUCCACAUUCCACCUCAUCCACAUCGACAGCCAUUUCGAGGGAGAUACGAGAAUGGUAAUCUUGUAGUUUGAUAAUCACAGUUAGGGUGGUUUUAUGCUGCUACAUGUACAUACUAACAGUAGCCCAUGUAAGCUACAGGUACUUGUCAAAUAUGAAAAAUAAUGUGUUCAAACCUAUGCGAUGUCAGAUCUUUUACCAUAUUGUUAGCUCUAAUAGAAGUAGCGUUGUUGUGUUCUUCAAAGAUCAUUUCUGAGCAGUAGAAAUGUAACGUGACAUUUCAUAGAAUGUUUCAUUUGGCCGAUAUUUCGUUAAGUCAAGAUUGUUUUCCUGACAAGCUGGCUGUCUAGUAGGAGAGGUAACACAAGCACAGGCCCACUGACACUGUCAUCCUUUAUUUGAACCUUUCAACUGGCAGAGGAAGGCUGCAUAUAAUAGAUAUACACAGGUAUAGGCCUUCAGAUGCAGAUGUAUUGUGGCCAUUACCUGAAGUUGGUCUUUUUUGUCUUUUUUUUCAAAUUUUUUGGGAAAUUGAAAUGAAUAUAGGACACAAAUACAAAUUCUUAAACUUAGAUAAGGAGUUAUUUUUUUGGCUUCUGUGUCACAUGACUCAAGUGCAAAGAUAAAAAAAUAUGUGUCUAAACUCAGUUGUGCAACUGCAAUGGCUGCUUCUGAUUGGUGCUCAGAUUAUUCAUGAUAUAACAAUUCUCCAAGGAGCCUCUCCCACAAACCACACAGACAGAAGUCUCUCAUAUGAAUGCCAUCAGGGCUUUCUUAGUCUUAAAUAAUUGCCUGUUAUAGUCUAUAAAAUAUCAGAACAUAAUGAAAAAAACCUGUCACAUCUUCCCACGGCUGAUGAUGGUUCUCAAAUGUCAGGUUUUGUCUGAGUAAUUGUCUAAAACCCAGCAGGUAUUCAAUAUGCAAUGAAACUCAACAGAGAAAAGCUGCAAAUCCUCACAUUUAAGAAGCUGGAAUCAGUAGAUGUUUGGCAUAUUUGUUUGAUAAUUUACUCAAAUUGUUGGCAAUCAAUUUUCUUUCAGUCGUCAAUGAACUGGUCUUCACAACACUAGAUGACAACCAAACUCAAUCUGUUGCCAAUCUUAUUUUUAGAUAUGGCAUAAGAAGGUAGUUGCAUUUUAUGACUUUUAUUUGCUGAUUUUGUGACCUGUAGUCUAAAAAGUCUAAGUCCAAAAAUGUCAUAAAAAUGUGAAAUGUAUUAAUCGUAGUCUCACUCAGAGUGACAGUCCAAAACCUAAAUAUAUUCAUUUUACAGUGAUAUAACACAAAGAAAAGCAGCAAAUCUGAGCAGAAACAACUAUUUUCAAAAUAAAAUAAAUUCAUUGUUUUAGCACUGCUGGUUUGAUACGCUGAUGUGAAAAUUGGCAGAAAUGCUGUUGGUCUGGUUUCAGGUGUGCAUUCCUAACACAGAAGCCUUGAAAAAAAUAAUAAAAUAAAAAAAUUGCUGUCCAUGUUUUUGCUUUAUAAUCAUACUCUGAUCAUUUGUUUUUGUUUUUAUUUUUUUAAAAGUUACUUCUCUCUAAUAAAAAAAAAAGGCCAACUUUAGGUUGUCCUGAUACUGGCAUUUUUUGGCCGUAUUUGCAGAUAUAUUUUAAUCAUCCACUGGAAGGAUGUUUACAUUUUUUGCAAUAAUAGGUGAAUUAUUGUUUUGUCAAACUAAAUCAGACCAAUGUGUGAAGUGUGAAAUUUUAAAUAGUAGUCUAUAGAGCUGUGGGCUUAAUGUAUUUAAUCGCCUGUUCUUCUGUGAAUCAGCAGUCUUAUUAUUUCAGGUAUGAUGUUUUACUUUUCAAUCUUCAUAGUACGAUUUUAGCUAUGAAAGUUUAAAAAAGUUGAUUGUCAGAUACUGUGUUUCCUUAAACUCACAUUAUCAGUGCCAUACAGUAGGUGACCAUUGCCCGUACCUAAAUUACAUUUUAUUCACUGUAUUCAACUUUUCAAUGUUUCAUACAGAAAUCAGCAAGAUGUUCAUCUAAUUUCUGAGAAUAAUGUUACCUGUGGUUUUAUGGUCAUUUAAAAAAAAAAAGAAAAUCCAUGUUGAAAUGUGUUAACUAUCUUUGUUAUAACGCAGUAACCUCACCACCACCCAAACCAAUUAGCAGUGAUUACAGCAGCAUUACCACAUCUCUUGUGUUUACUGAUUAAUAAUCAAAAUAAUAAGUAGAUAUGUUCAAUAAUUGUUUUACAGAUCAGCACUCGUGUGAACUUGUUGCACCUGAGUUCAAAUGAACUGCAGCUCCCAUCCCAUUACUCUUUGUGAUUGGCUCAGUGUUGAUGCUAUCUCAAGCAUUUUGUUCUCAUAACCUUCAGUGUUUAUGCCGCAGGCGUUACUCACACAGGUGUCUGUGAAAUCGUUAAACGCCACUCAUGGGUAAGAUUGGUUCUGCUGGUGUGAUCUGCAGGGCAAGGAGACACACGUCAAGAUAACAACUCCCAUCAUUAAGUUCCCCCAAACCAAAUUUAUUGAAUUGGUUGUUAAAUAAAAGGGCUUGCUCAGUGUUUACUGUACAAAACAUGAAAGCAUACAUUGAAGUCCAUUCAAAUAAAUUUCUCACUGUGCCUUUCAUAUUCAAGCUGGACAAAUGUUUUCACUGCUGUUUAUGAGGGCGGCCUGUUGUUUUAAAAGAAAGAAAGAAAAAUCACCGCCUGGUUGAAAGUUUAAGACUGAUGAAGUUGAAAGGGGCUUUAGUCAAAGUAGUUUUCAUACUUCAAGUCGUUCUCCAUACUUGAAGCUGUAUUGUGCCAACUCCUGAUUGUUUUACACCGUCACCAUACUGUAUUUAAAGAUGACGUCUGUACAAGGAAUAGUUUGACAUUUUGAGUAAAAAGUGUGUUUUCUUGCCUGGAAUUACAGGAGAAGAUUGAUACCACUCUUACACAUAUGAGUGUUAUCAAUUUUCUCAUCAAACUCUCAGCAAGAAAUGGAAAAAGUUUAUUUUACAAAAUGUCGACUUAUUCCUUAAGUUGUACAACUCAACAUAGAAUAAAUGAGAAUUAGUUGAGAUGAUAUGAGACAGAAGAUAAUUGUAAUAAUCUGUUCAGUAGUUAAGGACAUGCAGUGAAAUAGCCUAACUCAAUGUGACUGAGAAGGUAUUAAAUCAUGACUUGUAUGUUCUGUAGCAUAUAAUGUUAAUUAUGUGUGUUUGUCAUUAUAAUGUCAUGUGACUAUGGUGCACUCCAAGACUAUCUGAUUUCUCAUCAGCUGCAUUUUUGCUCUCAUAGUUCUGAAGAAUGUGGAAAUAAAAUUCCUUUGUGAUUUCUUUCAGUGUUUGUGUACUUUUCCAAUUUACCACGUCUCAAAGUGUGUAAGAUUAAUACACAGUACAUGU